ACUCGACUCGUCGUCGACGGUGACUCGCGUGUCGUCCCGCGCCAGUCCGCCACCGACCUCGCGAUCGUCCACGUCGUCGUCAUCGUCGUCGUCGUCGUCGCCGCCCGUCGUCGUGUCGUGUUGUCGCUGGUAGUGGUGGUGAUGGAUGAGUGAUCAGUGCACGCGUGAGAAAGAGAGAGAGAGAGAGAGAGAGAGAGAGAAAGAUAGCCGGAAACCGCGCACGCACGCAACGCAUAGUAACAGUCGUUGAUUCGAGGGUGAUCCAGGUGAGCCUGUGAUCGAUCGAUCGAUCGUUAGUCCGGUAAUCCGGGCUGAUCGAGGCGCGCGAGAUCGCGUCACGUUGUUUUCCCAACAAGAGUGGUCUUCGGGGGGUUGUUGCUCGAAUGACAUUGGGGUGCGAUCGGGAUACCUUUGCGGCGCGUGGUGCACGCUGCUGAUCAAGGAAAAAGAAGAAGAGGAAAAGUCAGGACCGUUCUCCCAAGACACCGGGCAUCCCGGAAGGACCGUACGUAGGAGACGCGGGGAGGAUUCGCGGUGAUUUGUCAAAUUCGCAGGCAGACGCGUCAUAUGAAUAUGUCGUCUCUACGAACGCAGUCGACCGUUGGCGGUGGCGUUCUCGGUUUGAGCAGUGUCGGUUCCGAUCGUACGGGUGCAACUUCGAUUGCCGCCGGUUCCCAUUCGCAUUCCCACUCGCACAGGAAGCACCAUCAUCAUCACAGAAGCAGAAGCGCGCCCCGGGCGCCGGAGAAACCGCCCAGAAAGCGUCACCUAAAUCCCGGACAGAGUCUCGCCUCCAUUCCCAGUCAGAUCAAGUUGUCUAUGCUGAACAGCGGCCUCAUCUCCUUCGCGGAAGAAUUGGGAAGCAGUAAAUUGAGCACCACAUUGCCCACAGCGCCGACUGAGCUCUCGCAAUUUCCGAAACUCUGCGAGUUGCGCCGAAAAUUCCCGGUUCUGUACCGAGUCGAGUUUCAGACAGCGACGAAAGUGGAAACGCAUUCGUGCAGACACGCCACAAAGCCCGCGAACAAGGAAAAAAAUCAGAAUCAAAAGUGUAUUCCGUACGACUAUAAUAGGGUAGUAUUGGAGACGAUAGAGGGCGAGCCUGAUUCCGAUUACGUUAAUGCAUCCUAUGUAGAUAGUAUACUGAAACCAAAUGCUUACAUCGUCACUCAGGGACCCAUAGAGAACACUGUGACGGAAUUCUGGCGGAUGGUCUGGCAGGAGCAGGCUUCCUGCAUCGUUAUGUUGACGAAGACCUUUGACUUCAUCAAGGUAAUGUGCGUGCAAUAUUGGCCCGCGAGUAAGGACAAAGACGAAGAAUACGGCGGUAUCGGUGUUUCUGUGCUAAAAGAGGAGGAACUCGCCAAUUUUCACAUAAGGACGAUAAAGCUCUACAAGAAGAAUGAGAACGACGAAAUUACGGAAGAAAGGACGUUGUUGCAGUUUCACUACACAGAGUGGCACUCGCAUACGUGUCCCUUCGGUAACGCAGUGCUGGAAUUUAGACGGCGCGUCCGGGCUGUCGUGGGAUCAACCAUAAAGAAUGAAUCCGGACCUAUGGUCGUUCACUGCAACGACGGUGGCGGACGAUCGGGGGUAUAUUUAGCGAUCGACGCGAAUAUGGAGCUGGCCGAAGAAGAGGACGCGUUCGAUGUGUUUGGUUACUUGAAGAAAUUAAGGCAGAGCAGGAGAGGACUCAUAGAAAAUUUGGAACAGUACAAAUUCAUUUACGAUACGCUCGAGGAAUUCGUCGUGUGCGGUGCAUCGUGGUUUCCCGUGGCAGAACUGUCGCAGCGCUUGAAGCAGAAAAGCAUAAAGAACCCCAUAACCAAGAUGAACGAGUAUCAACGAGAGUACCAGCAGAUUUGCAAACAGACGCCGCGCUUCACGAUCGGCGAUUGCGCCGGUGGGCACAGGGCCGAUAACAGAGAAAAAAACAGAGAUGUCCUAGUAGUUCCACCGGACAAUUUUCGGCCGUAUCUGACCAGCUUUCAGGGCAACAGUUUCACGGAUUAUAUAAAUGCCGUCUUUGUGGAUGGCUACACGAAACCGAGAGAAUAUAUCGUAACGGAAUGGCCCCUUCGACACACGUGCGGCGAAUUUUGGUCUUUGGUUUACGACUAUGAGUGCGCGGCGGUAGUGGUGCUAUGCGUACCGCCUCAGGGAUCCACAAAUUAUCCCAGCUUUUGGCCAGAAGGGAGGCACUCUAAGAAAUACGGGCCCGUGUUUACGAUCGACCACAUCAGCCACAAUCAUUACACUAACAUAAAAACCUGGGUUUUUAGGAUAAACAAGAAGAUCGUCUCAUUGACGGAACUCAUGGCGGGGGUGAAAGCGCCGCCGAAGACCGUGCAAUUGUUCCAAUUGACCUGUUGGCCAAUGGGCCACAAAGUACCCACCUCCACAAAUAGUUUAGUGGAGCUCAUGAAUAUGGUCGAGAGAUGGAGGCAACGAACGGACUACGGACCGGUGGCUGUGGUAUCGCCCGAUGGUAGAAGCCGUUGCGGUGUCUAUUGUGCGGCCAAUGCGUGCAUAGAACAGGUCAUUCAGCACGGGGAGGUUGACAUUUUCCAGGCUGUCAAAACUGUGCGCAGGCAUAGGCCUCAACUUGUGGAAAAUAUGACGGAAUACAAGUAUUGUUACGACCUGGUCCUGCACUACGUGCUGCACUAUUUAAACAAAGAUAUGAACGAGAAGAAGUGAGAAAGCGAGUUGAGGGACGAGCUAUGGUUCAUCGAAUUCGGUCGGGGCGCAGCGCUGCCGCUGACCCC
Messenger RNA from Formica exsecta, 2771 nucleotides. It is a transcript of the gene Ptp36E, whose product is annotated as receptor-type tyrosine-protein phosphatase kappa. Gene Ontology annotation, biological process: protein dephosphorylation. The transcript is spliced from 14 exons. Gene Ontology annotation, molecular function: protein tyrosine phosphatase activity. The record is from RefSeq and is a predicted model, not a curated record. Lineage: Eukaryota; Metazoa; Arthropoda; Insecta; Hymenoptera; Formicidae. The coding region runs from base 568 to 2703 and encodes 711 amino acids.